GGCUGGCCCCCCGGCUGAGAAAUCCUGUGGCGGCUCUCCUCCUUCCCCGGCGCUUCCGCUAUUUCUGGGCAGGGUGAAGCAACGACGCUUCAGUCUCUCCGCGCCCGCGGUUGUGACGGUUUCGGGCUUCGGCUCCCAUUCUCUCAGUCCUGUCCUGGCGCGGCGCGACCCCACCGGACCAGCAGCCGCGGGGUCCGCACUACCAUGGCCGGCCGCCAGCUGCUCCUCCUGCUCUGCGCGGCGCUGGCGGGCGAGCUCCGUGCUGAAGGAGGGGUAUUCAUCAAGAAAGAAAAUGCUAACAAUUUCUUGGAAAGAGCAAAGCGUGCUAACUCUUUUUUGGAGGAAUUUAAGAAAGGGAAUAUUGAAAGAGAAUGCAUUGAGGAGCGCUGCUCAAAAGAAGAAGCAAGAGAAGCCUUUGAAGACCAGGAAAAAACUGAGGAAUUCUGGAACAUCUAUGUAGAUGGAGACCAGUGCAGCUCAAAUCCGUGUCACUAUGGUGGACAUUGUAAAGAUGGAAUUGCUUCCUACACUUGCUCAUGCCUGGAUGGUUAUCAAGGCAAGAACUGUGAAUUUGUCAUACCAAAGUACUGCAAAAUAAACAAUGGUGACUGUGAGCAGUUCUGCAGCCUCAAAAAAACUGUACAGAAGGCUGUUGUGUGUUCCUGUGCGAAAGGAUAUACCCUAGCAGAGGAUGGCAAACACUGUGUUUCAGCAGUAAAGUAUCCAUGUGGAAGAGUUUUUGUAAAAAGGAAAAAAAGGUCAGUUGUUUUACCUGCUGAAAAUAGGAACAUAACUAGUGAUCAAGACGGCCCUUCCACAAAUGAGACAGUUUUGGAGGAGGACAUUGUUACUACCACAGAAAGCCCAACCGUCAGUCCUGGAAAUGAAACAAGUAACAAGAAUCCGCAUGUCAUUACCAGGAUAGUAGGUGGUGAUGAGUGUCUUCUUGGAGAGUGUCCAUGGCAGGCUGUUUUGUUAAAUGAGGAAGGGGAAGAGUUUUGUGGUGGAACUAUUUUAACUGAAAAUUUUAUACUUACUGCAGCUCAUUGUAUGAAUCAAUCUAAAGAAAUUAAAGUUGUUGUUGGUGAAGUGGACAGAGAAAAGAAAGAGCAGUCUGAAACGAUGCAUACUGUGGACAAAAUACUUGUUCAUUCCAAAUACAUCGCCGAGACUUACGAUAACGACAUAGCCUUAAUAAAGCUGAAGGAACCCAUAACAUUUUCUGAGUACAUUGUCGCAGCAUGCCUCCCUGAAGCAGACUUUGCUAAUGAAGUUCUGAUGAACCAAAAAUCUGGGAUGGUUAGUGGCUUUGGACGUGAAUUUGAAGGUGGACGACUGUCCAAGAAGCUGAAAGUGCUUGAAGUCCCCUAUGUUGAUAGGAACACUUGCAAGCAAUCCACUAACUUUGCAAUAACAGAAAACAUGUUCUGUGCUGGCUAUGAGACGGAGCAAAAAGAUGCUUGUCAAGGAGACAGUGGAGGCCCCCAUGUGACCAGAUAUAAGGAUACUUAUUUUGUUACUGGAAUUGUUAGCUGGGGAGAAGGAUGUGCAAAGAAAGGCAAAUACGGUGUCUAUACCAAACUGUCCAGGUUCUUACGCUGGGUAAAAAUGGCCAUGAGAAAGAAUUUGUAGUGGUAUGGCUCUUAAUCCUUCUGUGAGCUAACAAAGUGCAGUUUCUGUAAUGGAAACAUGACUCUCUCUUUUUUAAAACAACACCACACUUUUUUUAAAGCCACAUCUGCUAAUCUUUUUUAGAGAGCUGAUUCCUUAAAGUUAUGGUGUUGCUUCUUUUCAUUUUAUUCCUGGGUUUAAGUGUGUAUAUGCAGACUGACAGUGUCAUUUGGCAUUUGCACAAUGAGGGGCUCAGCAGGGUACUUGGUUUUCUUGUUUGGUUGUUUUUCUGUUUCCAUUUUGGUUCCUGUGUGUUUGCCCAAGGGCUUCCACCAGAGGCUCUGGAACAUAAUAUGAGCCUCCACUAAUUAUGAUAGAAGUGGGAAGGACAAGACUUCAGUUAAUCCUCAUAUUACAGCCAUCUGACUCAGUAGAGAGCUUGUUGUUGCUAGAGCUGUUGAGCUUCUACCUGAAGAUGUUAUUAGAAGAUUAAGGGAGCAGGGAAGCUUGCUUGGUAAAAGCUGAGACAGAAGCAUUCAACGUGUGAUGCUAACUAACUGCACGUUCCACAAAAUUGCCUACUUAGGUCACAGCAGCUAACUGAAAUGGGGUUUUGCUGUAUAUGGAUUGUGCUCCUCUUCAGUUUAAUUUGAACACUUCUGUUCAUCAAACAAAUAUACAUGUUCACUGUUUCCUGUAUCAUGUUCUGAAUUGUGUAUGGCUGAGAACCAGAAAGCUCCUUGCAUGUGUACUUGUUCUAGGUGUUUCUGUAAGAUGCUAUAUUGAGGU
Dryobates pubescens (Downy woodpecker) is the source of this 2400-nucleotide messenger RNA. It is a transcript of the gene F10, whose product is annotated as coagulation factor X. Bases 205 to 1632 code for a protein of 475 amino acids. Gene Ontology annotation, molecular function: serine-type endopeptidase activity; calcium ion binding. Gene Ontology annotation, biological process: blood coagulation; proteolysis. The record is from RefSeq and is a predicted model, not a curated record. The transcript is spliced from 8 exons. NCBI's taxonomy places the organism in Eukaryota, Metazoa, Chordata, Aves, Piciformes, Picidae. Gene Ontology annotation, cellular component: extracellular region.